AUACGGGUUGCAAGUCGCGGAAUAAAUAAAACCAACUUUUAAAAAAUAUAAAAAAACCUUAAGGAAAACAAACAAACAUCAAGAACAAUCAACAACAAUAUGUGUGAUGAGAUGAUAAAUAAAUGCAUCACAGUGGCGACAUUAAUUAAAAGUGAUUUAAUUUAAAACGGCAGAAAAACAACAGCGAGUAAACUCUUCAAAAACAUAGUUGCUGUUUUUUUUUUGUAUAAUAAAUAUUUAAAAUACUUAAAAUAAAGUGCAAAAAAUACUACUUAUAUUCUACUGACUGACUGUCUGUCUGAGCAUUAUUUUCAAUUAAGAAGAAAAGUGCAUAAAGUUCAAAGCGCACACAGUAUAAAAUAAAAGCAGAAAUUUCUUUUUUGCAAAAGUUUCUCUUUAAUAUUUUGGCAAAAACUAUAUAAAAAAAAUAAAGUAAAAAACAACUACGUAUACGUGUCCAUUAGAGUUUUUCCGCGAGUGCAAGUUUUUCAUCUGGCCCGUUAUAGUAUGUGCUAAAAGUUAGUCAACACCUUUUUGGCGAAAAACUAAAAUAAAAAAAAAAAAACACAAGAAAUUUUGUUGUUUAAAAACAGGCGCUGCUGCACAACAGAAGAAAAAUGUCUCGCAACAUUAUCGUGCAAUUGUUUGCCAGCUUGUGGUUGUUGUCUGUGUUGACAGCUCCCUCGUUGGCUGUUUAUUGCCCCACAGGUUGCAACUGUUUUCAACGUACUGUUCGCUGUUUGCGUACACAUUUAACUGCCAUACCAAAAGUACCACAAGAUACCACAGUUCUUGAUUUUCGUUUCAAUCAUUUUGAGGAAAUACCAACAAAUGCAUUUGAAGGAUUAACACAGGUGACUACGUUGUUUCUGAAUGAGAAUGAGAUUUCCUACAUACAAGAGGGAGCUUUUGAUGGUUUGGUCUCAUUGCGGUUCUUGUAUUUGAACUAUAAUCGCAUUAGUAAGUUGCCAAAGAGUAUCUUUCAAAAGUUGCAGCAGCUGGAGGGAAUAUACCUGGAAAACAAUGAUAUUUGGCAAAUUGAUGCAGAUACCUUCGCCAGUCUACCACGUUUAAAUCGAAUUUUUCUUUUCAAUAAUAAACUCACUAAUCUGCCACCAGAUGCAUUUACACGUUUGCCAAGCUUGAAACGCCUACGACUGGAUGGCAAUCCCAUCGAUUGUAAUUGUGGUAUUUACUCAUUGUGGCGCCACUAUCAACAGCAUCCCCAACGAAAACUCAUCACCAUUGCCCUGACUUGUGAGACGCCAGCAACAUUGUAUCGUCAUGGAUUUGCGAGUCUACAGGAAUAUCAUUUUCAUUGCACAAAACCUGAAAUAGUGGAGGCACCACAUGACAUGCAUUUAACAACAGGUGAAACAGUUGAGUUGCCCUGUCGCAUGGUGGGUGAUCCGGAGCCUGAAAUAAUUUGGAUGCAAAACACAAAUGAAGUUUCAACAGACUAUUCACCUAAAAUGCAAAUAUUGUCCUCAGGCACGCUCAAAAUAAAUGCGGUAGACUCAAAUGAUAUUGGUAUUUAUGAGUGCAUUGGACGCAAUGAAGUUGGUGAGACACGUACACAGCCCAUACGGAUGAUGGUCGAACAAAGCACCAGCCCAAACACAUAUCCAAACAAUAACAAUCGUUAUGCUACAACACAUGGGGAGUAUAAUGGUAACAAUGAUAAUAAUCAACUGUGGAAUGUUCAUCUAAACCAAAAUAACAGACAGAAUACCGAAUUAAUUCGUAACAUUGACAACAGAAACAGCAUUCACAGUAAUAGACAAGUGCCUGCUGCAUCUGCACCGGCCCCAUACACAGCCUCACCAUUGCAUCCUGGAAAUAGUCUGCUGCAGCCACCCACUUUUGUGUACACACCCUCAGAUCGUAUUGUGGCCCUGAAUGGUGAUGCUGUACGUUUGGAUUGUAUGGCAACGGGCAACCCAACACCUGACAUCCAAUGGUAUUUCAACGGUCGCUUGGUUGCACAAUCCACUGAUGCACUACGCAUUCAAACAAAUGGCAGUUUAGUUAUUGUCCAGCCUACAUUAUUGCUGGCAGGUGUAUAUCGUUGUGAGGCCACAAAUCAUUUAGGUACCGUGCAGUCUAGCGCCAAUAUCGAAGUAAAAGAAUUACCUGAAAUACUGAUGGCGCCACAAAAUCAAACAAUUAAAGUUGGUAAAAGCUUUGUAUUGGAAUGUGAUGCGGACGGUAAUCCGAUACCAACCAUAACGUGGCAAUUUAAUGGUGAAGCAAUUGCGGCCAACGAGCAUCUGGUAUUGGAAAAUGAAAACACGGAAUUGAUAGUAAAUAAAGCUCAGGAAUCUGAUACAGGCAUCUACACCUGCAUUGCAGAAAAUGAAAAUGGUCAUGCCAUAGCCGCAGCCACCAUUACAGUGGAAAGAACACGCAGUGCACCACAUUUGAUUAUAGAGCCCUACGAUCUGGAGGCUUUCACCGGCACAUCCAUCGAGUUGCCCUGUAAGGCAGACGAAACCGAGGACAUACAGAUAACUUGGCGCAAGGAUGGUCGUGUUAUUGAUCCAAAGGUUUUGCACACAGAUAAAUAUGAAGUUAUAGCCACUGGCAGUUUGUUUAUUAAGAAUGUUACUAUAUUGGAUAAUGGUCGUUACGAGUGUUCGAUUAAAAAUGAAUUUGGACGUGCUACUGCCUCAGCGUUGAUAACGAUAAGAAAUAAUGAAAAUCUCGCUCCAGGAGAUCGUUAUGUACGCAUUGCUUUCGAAGAGGCCGCCAAGGAAAUUGAUUUGGCCAUUAACAACACCGUAGACAUGCUGUUUACAAAUCGCAAUCGUACUAAGCCCAAUGGCGAAAGAGCACCACCCAACUAUGGAGAUCUGUUGAGAGUAUUCCGUUUCCCCACGGGAGAGGCCAGACAACUGGCCAGAGCCGCCGAAAUUUAUGAAAGAACUUUGGUCAAUAUUAGGAAGCAUGUAUUGAAAGGCGAUAAUUUAACCAUUAAAAGUGACCAAUACAAGUUUAAGGAUCUUUUGUCCAGAGAACAUUUGCAUUUAGUGGCUGAGUUAUCGGGUUGCAUGGAACAUCGUGAAAUGCCCAAUUGUACUGACAUGUGUUUCCAUUCCAAAUUCCGCACUCUUGAUGGUACUUGUAAUAAUCUGUUACAUCCCACCUGGGGUGCUUCCCUGACCUCCUUCAGGCGUAUAGAGAAACCAAUAUACGAAAAUGGUUUCAGCAUGCCCAUAGGUUGGACUAAGAAUAAACUAUAUGCAGGCUUUCCCAAACCUAGUUCCAGAUUGGUUUCUACUUCUAUUGUAGCCACUAAAGACAUAACUCCAGAUGAUACCAUUACCCACAUGGUUAUGCAAUGGGGUCAGUUUUUGGAUCAUGAUCUCGAUCAUGCUAUACCCUCGGUAAGUUCCGAGAGUUGGGAUGGUAUUGAUUGUAAGAAAACUUGUGAAUUUGCUCCGCCCUGUUAUCCCAUUGAAGUACCACCAAAUGAUCCUCGCAUUAAAAACAGACGUUGCAUUGAUGUAGUACGUUCCAGUUCCAUUUGUGGUUCUGGCAUGACUUCGGUAUUCUUUGACAGUGUUCAGCAUAGAGAACAGAUUAACCAAUUGACUUCCUAUAUUGAUGCCUCACAAGUCUACGGCUUUAGUGAGCAAUUUGCCAAUGAAUUGAGAAAUCUUACUACCGAUGAUGGUCUUCUACGUGUUGGUGUCCACUUCCCCAAUCAACGUGAAAUGUUGCCGUUUGCUGCUCCUCAAGAUGGUAUGGAUUGUCGCCGUAAUUUGGAUGAAAAUCAAAUGAGCUGUUUUGUGGCGGGAGAUAUUAGAGUUAACGAACAAGUUGGUCUACUGGCCAUGCACACCAUUUGGAUGCGAGAGCAUAAUCGCAUUGCUGCCGAAUUCCGUCAUGUAAAUCCUCAUUGGGAUGGCGAUACCAUUUACUAUGAGGCCCGCAAAAUAGUGGGAGCUGAAAUGCAACACAUCACCUACAAACACUGGCUGCCCUUGAUUGUGGGAGAGAGUGGCAUGGCUAUGCUGGGAGAAUACAAGGGUUACGAUUCCUCCAUAAACCCCAGCAUUGCUAAUGAGUUUGCUACAGCUGCUUUAAGAUUUGGUCAUACCAUUAUUAAUCCCAUAUUGCAUAGAUUAAAUUCUUCAUUUGAACCCAUACCUCAAGGCCAUUUGCCUCUGCACAAGGCCUUCUUUGCUCCCUGGAGAUUGGCCUAUGAAGGUGGUGUAGAUGCCUUAAUGCGAGGCUUUUUCGCCAUACCUGCCAAAUUGAAGACGCCCGAACAAAAUCUCAAUACCGAAUUGACGGAAAAGCUUUUCCAAACUGCCCAUGCUGUGGCCUUGGAUUUGGCGGCUAUAAAUAUACAAAGAGGUCGUGAUCAUGGUAUUCCCGGCUAUAAUGUCUACCGUAAAUUCUGUAAUCUUACGGUAGCUAAAACUUUCGACGAUUUGGCCUCAGAAAUCAUCAGCAAAGAUGUAAGAGAUAAAAUGAAAGAACUUUAUGGUCAUCCUGACAAUAUUGAUAUUUGGUUGGGAGGUAUUUUGGAAGAGCAAGUAGAAGGUGGCAAAGUGGGUCCUCUUUUCCAAUGCUUGUUGGUAGAGCAGUUCAGGCGUUUACGUGAUGGUGAUAGAUUCUAUUACGAAAAUCCCACUGUAUUCUUGCCACAGCAAUUGCAGCAAAUUAAAGAGGCCAAUUUGGGACGUGUAUUGUGUGACAAUGGAGAUAAGCUGGAGGAAGUUACAGACAAUGUUUUCAUUUUGCCCAAUCGCCAGGGAGGCUAUAAGAAGUGUGAAGAUAUACCCGGUAUAAAUCUAUAUUUCUGGCAAGAUUGUGGCAGUUGCAGCAGUUUACCUCCCCUCUUCGAUACCUAUGUGCCACAAACCUAUACACACAGUCGAAAUAAGCGGUCUGUUAACACUGAAGAACCCGAACACUUGACCGAAUCUAACAAUCACUUAGAAGACCUUUGGGAUAUUAACGAGGAAAGAGUUGGAGGUCUAGAGGAGGUUGUGAGUAGCUUCCAGAAAGAAUUGAAAAAGCUGCACAAGAAAAUCCAUAAACUAGAGGAAUCUUGCGAUAGCACCAACAGCAAUAUCAAGCCAACCAAACGAAAUCAUUGUGUUGAUGAAAAUGGCACCACACGCUUAAACAACGAAGUAUGGACACCCGACUAUUGCAGCAAAUGUGAAUGUAGACGGGCUCAGGUUACCUGCACAAAAGAGAAAUGUGGUGAAGUCCACUGUCUGCCGGGCGUAGAUCCAAUUACACCACCUAUGGCUUGCUGUCCCCACUGUCCACCAACUUUUAAUAAAAACUAAGCAAUAAAUCCCAUGGUUUUUUAUUGACAACAAAAAGAGAUUAAACCUUUUAAACAAAUAAGAUGUAUAACAUUUUUUAAACUCUGAUUCACAACAAAUUUCUGAGAUUUAUUAAUUUUAUGCACAAUAAAUUAGUUCAAACCAAUUAAACAAAAAACAAAAAAAAAAACUAACAUUAAUUUUAAGAUUCUUUAACUCUUCUAAGAAAAACACAAUUAAAAAACCAGACACAAUGAAUGGCCAAACUUAAACCAACAAAACAAAACAAAUUAUAACGUACUAUAUAUACAAUUAUAGAAAACUAAUGUAAUGAUUAAAAAAAAAUUAAAAUAAAAUAAAAAAAAAUAUAUAAGAUUACAAAAGUGUA
This is a messenger RNA of Calliphora vicina (urban bluebottle blowfly), 5676 nucleotides long. RefSeq names its product Peroxidasin (gene Pxn). Lineage: Eukaryota; Metazoa; Arthropoda; Insecta; Diptera; Calliphoridae. The transcript is spliced from 9 exons. Gene Ontology annotation, molecular function: heme binding; peroxidase activity; protein binding. Bases 618 to 5309 code for a protein of 1563 amino acids. The record is from RefSeq and is a predicted model, not a curated record. Gene Ontology annotation, biological process: response to oxidative stress.